AUGUACCAGACGCUUAAGAAGAGAGGAAAGAAGUCCACAGCGUCUGCAACCACUGCAGAUGCUGACUUUCCAAAAAUUGUCACGGAUGAAAAACUGGUUGAACUACUGGUCUCGAAGGAUCCAGAGCUGCACUACUGGAUUGCUUUAAGCGUGGUCACUGCUUUUGCUGCAUUCUUGAGAUUCCGUAUACUUGGGUUUCCUGAUAAGGUUGUCUUCGAUGAGGUUCACUUUGGUAAGUUCGCUUCUUAUUAUUUAGAGAGAACUUAUUUCUUUGACUUGCACCCACCUUUUGCGAAAUUGAUUAUUGCUUUGGCAGGAUGGCUUGUAGGAUAUGAUGGCAGUUUCAAAUUUGAGAACAUUGGAGAUAACUACAUUGCCAACAACGUUCCUUAUGUUGCAUACCGUGCAUUUCUGGCUAUCCAAGGGACUUUGGUUGUGCCUGUGAUGUUUUUGACGAUGAAAACCCUCAACUUUUCUGUCAUUGCAUGUAUUUUAUCAUCAUCCCUCGUUGCUUUUGACAACGCUCAUGUGGUCGACUCCAGGUUGAUUCUUUUGGACGCAACAUUGAUUUUGAGUGUCGCCGUGACAAUUUUCUCAUACUCUAAAUUCAGUGUUUACCGGCGCCAGCCUUUCACCCAGUGGUGGUGGAUUUGGUUGCUCCUGACGGGUGUUGCAUUAUCUUGUGUGAUUUCCACAAAAUAUGUCGGUGUGUUUACAUUCUUUACCAUUGGUAUUGCUGUGGUUCACGAGUUGUGGAUAUUGUUGGACAUCAGAAAAGGCCUCACUAUCGAGGAUUUUUCGAAGCAUUUUGUUGCUCGUUUAUUUUCUUUGAUCAUUGUACCAUUCUGCAUUUACUUGUUCUGGUUCUAUUUGCACUUCCAGAUUCUUUCUAAAUCCGGACCGGGCGACGCGUUCAUGACCUCUGACUUUCAAGAGACUUUGGAAGAGUCGGCUUUGGUAAAAACAUCAAAAACCGUGAACUAUUUCGACAUCCUUACCAUUAAGCACAAAGAUACCGAAGCAUUCUUGCACUCGCAUGACUUGGUUUAUCCCUUGCGGUAUGAAAAUGGCAGAGUCUCUUCCAAUUUGCAACAAGUGACGUGUAUCUACAACCAAGACGGAAACGAACUUGAGGACCAAAAUUCACAGUGGGAGAUCUUGCCAUCUAACAGCGCCAAGAAGGGUGAAGCCGUUUUUACCAACGAUGCAAUUCGGUUGAGGCACGUCGGGACCGGAGGCUACUUAUUGACUCACGAUGUGGCGUCUCCAUUGAAGGGCACCAACGAAGAGUUUGUUGUUGUGAAUGACGAGAUUGCUGAAGCUAGAUAUAACGAAACUCUUUUCCGUUUGCGUUUGUCUGAAGGAGGCAACAGCGACAAACUGCCAAAACGCAAGAUCCUCAAGACCAAAGCUUCUCCGCUCAAGAUCAUUCACAUCGACACAGUGGUUGCUAUGUGGACUCACAAUGACGAGUUAUUACCGGAGUGGGCUUUAGGACAACAGGAAGUCAGCGGAAACAAGAAAGUGCCCGACUCGGACAAUAUAUGGGUGGUUGAUGAAAUUGUGGGCAUGCCUGAAAGCGAUGCCAGAAAUCACCAUAUCCCAAAGACCAUUGUUCCCAUGCCUUUCUUGAAGAAAUGGUGGGAGUUGCAGGGUUUGAUGUUCUUCCACAACAAUCAAUUGUCAUCUGAACAUCCAUUUGCCUCCAGUCCCGACGCAUGGCCACUUGCUUACUCGGGUGUGUCAUUCUGGAAUGACAAUGAGGAAAGAAAACAAAUUUUCUUUAUCGGUAAUGUCAUUGGCUUCUGGGCUCAAGUCGGAUUCCUCGCGGUGUACGUGGGAUUUGUCGCUGCUGACUUGGUAACAAGCCGCAGAAAUUACCACAUCUUGAGUGCAAAGUCCAGAUCUACGAUGUACAACACCUUGGGCUUUCUCUUCAUUGGAUGGGCAGCACACUACCUUCCUUUCUUUUUGAUGAACAGACAGAAAUUCUUACAUCACUACUUGCCUGCGCAUUUGAUUGCAGCUUUGUUCACCGGCGGAUUUGCCGAGUUCCUCUGUACGAAUAGAUCCAAUUCGAUUCAAAGAGGCUUAGCUCCGUCGGCAAUCAACAAACCAAAGUUUGCUGCCAUGACGGUGGUCAUUGUUUUGGGAACUAUGUGGUUUUUCUGGUACACGCGGUUCCUCGUAUAUGGCAACUUCACCUUGCCACCAGCAGAGAUCAAGGAGAGACAGUGGUUGGAUAUCUCCUUGCAUUACGUCAAGUAA
Messenger RNA from Metschnikowia bicuspidata var. bicuspidata NRRL YB-4993, 2268 nucleotides. It is a transcript of the gene PMT4, whose product is annotated as dolichyl-phosphate-mannose-protein mannosyltransferase. Bases 1 to 2268 code for a protein of 755 amino acids. The transcript has a single exon. NCBI's taxonomy places the organism in Eukaryota, Fungi, Ascomycota, Pichiomycetes, Serinales, Metschnikowiaceae. Gene Ontology annotation, molecular function: dolichyl-phosphate-mannose-protein mannosyltransferase activity. Gene Ontology annotation, biological process: protein O-linked glycosylation via mannose. The record is from RefSeq and is a predicted model, not a curated record. Gene Ontology annotation, cellular component: endoplasmic reticulum; membrane.